This is a messenger RNA of Pectinophora gossypiella (pink bollworm), 897 nucleotides long. RefSeq names its product glutathione S-transferase 1-1-like. The transcript has 5 exons. Lineage: Eukaryota; Metazoa; Arthropoda; Insecta; Lepidoptera; Gelechiidae. Gene Ontology annotation, molecular function: glutathione transferase activity. Bases 138 to 794 code for a protein of 218 amino acids. Gene Ontology annotation, biological process: glutathione metabolic process. The record is from RefSeq and is a predicted model, not a curated record.
GCAUUAUAACACAGUGGGCAAUGUACGAGUUGUUCAAGGUUGCCGGCGCCGGCGCUGCAAGAAGAUAACACUUGGUGUUGUUGUUAGUUUGUUGCCGGUUGAUAUACUAAACGCGCGCGUUCUGUGUGGUAACCAAGAUGGCCAUAGACCUGUACUACACGCCGGGGUCUGCGCCCUGUCGACUAGUAUUACUAGUGGCAGCAGCUCUUAACGUGCCGCUCAACCAUCAUCUAGUGGACCUGCGUGCCGGAGAACAGUUCAAGCCGGAAUUCUUGAAGCUCAACCCUCAGCACACAGUACCAACGAUAGUAGAUGAAGGCUUCUCUCUGUGGGAGUCUCGAGCUAUCAGCAGAUAUCUGGUCAACAAGUACGGUGGGGACAGCAACCUGUACCCAUCAGAUCCUCAAGCCAGGGCGCUGGUGGAUCAGCGACUCGACUUCGAUAUUGGAACUCUUUAUCCGAGAUUCUCGCAGUACUUUUAUCCUCAACUAUUCGGCGGUAAAGCCGAUCCAGCCUUGUUAAAGAAGCUGGAAGAAGGGCUGGUGUUCCUUAACACGUUCCUGGCCGACCACAAGUAUGCUGCCGGCUCAGCACUGACCCUCGCCGACCUGAGUCUCGUCGCCUCUGUAUCGACUUUCGAAGCUGCUGGCAUCGACCUGCAACCAUAUCCUAACGUUUUGAAGUGGUUCGACCUGGUCAAAGCCACAGCACCGAAGUACAAGGAGGCGAAUGAAGAAGGCAUCAAACAGUUUAAGGAAUUCAUAGCCAACUUGAAAGCUAAGACUGAACUUUAGUUUCUGCAAUUUAAGAUUUUUGUAUCUACUUUUCUAAGAGUCUAAGUGUUUUUUUUUUAUAUUUUUAAAUAAAUGAAUCGGUAAAUAUAAUGGAUACAAAAAA